This is a messenger RNA of Glycine soja, 1323 nucleotides long. RefSeq names its product glucan endo-1,3-beta-glucosidase-like. Gene Ontology annotation, biological process: carbohydrate metabolic process. Gene Ontology annotation, molecular function: hydrolase activity, hydrolyzing O-glycosyl compounds. The record is from RefSeq and is a predicted model, not a curated record. Lineage: Eukaryota; Viridiplantae; Streptophyta; Magnoliopsida; Fabales; Fabaceae. Gene Ontology annotation, cellular component: plasma membrane; cell wall. Bases 67 to 1113 code for a protein of 348 amino acids. The transcript has 2 exons.
CUGAAUUGCCUUACCCUUGUAUCAGUUCUUCGUUCUUCAACGUACCUUAAUUUCUUCUUAUCUCACAUGGCUAAGUACCAUUUAAGUGGGAAAAGUUCUUCCAUCACUGCUAUAGCCUUUCUGUUUAUCCUUCUUCUAAUCACUAAUACAGGCAAAGCAGGUGCACAAUCUGGUGUAUGCUAUGGAAGAAUUGGCAACAAUUUACCGUCCCCACAAGAAGUAGUGGCCCUUUUCAAACAAUAUGAUUUCCGAAGGAUGCGAAUCUACGAUCCAAGUCAAGAAGUCCUCGAAGCUCUGAGAGGUUCCAACAUUGAACUUUUGCUAGACAUCCCAAAUGACAACCUCCAAAACCUAGCAUUUAGCCAAGACAAUGCAAACAAAUGGGUGCAAGACAACAUCAAAAACUAUGCCAAUAAUGUCAGAUUCAGAUACAUUUCAGUGGGAAAUGAAGUGAAGCCGGAACACUCAUUUGCACAAUUCCUUGUGCCUGCAAUGCAAAACAUUCAAAGGGCCAUUUCUAAUGCUGGUCUUGGAAACCAAAUAAAAGUUUCCACUGCCAUUGAGACUGGAGCCUUGGCAGAUUCAUACCCACCAUCAAUGGGUUCCUUUAGGUCUGACUAUAGAACAGCAUAUCUUGAUGGUGUCAUCAGACAUCUAGUGAACAAUAAUACCCCAUUAUUGGUUAAUGUGUACCCUUAUUUUGCUUACAUUAACGACCCUAGGAACAUUAGCCUUGACUAUGCACUUUUUAGGUCUCCGUCGGUGGUAGUGCAAGAUGGUUCACUUGGUUACCGUAACCUCUUUGAUGCUAUGGUGGAUGCUGUUUAUGCUGCAUUGGAGAAAGCAGGAGGAGGGUCAGUGAGCAUAGUUGUGUCUGAGAGUGGAUGGCCUUCUUCUGGUGGAACAGCAACUUCGCUUGAUAAUGCAAGAACUUACAACACAAACUUGGUUCGGAAUGUGAAGCAAGGGACCCCAAAGAGGCCAGCUGGUAGACCCCUUGAAACUUAUGUGUUUGCCAUGUUUAAUGAAAAUCAGAAGCAGCCAGAGUAUGAGAAGUUUUGGGGGGUCUUCCUUCCAAAUAAACAGCCCAAGUACUCAAUUAAUUUGAAUUAGUUACUAGAAGCAUAGUGUAUAAGAAAUAAGAGCAAUGAUUCCAAAUGAAACUUCAAUAAUUGUCUUAAUUAGAAGGGGCGGGUAUAGUACUUUAUCAGCAUUCUUGAAGUCUGCAUGUACUAUUUACGAGCUAAGUUAAUUAGCUUUAAAUAAAAGUUCUCUUGUUACUACUUUAUAAUAUAUAAUCAAUAAUCUCUUCUUUUGCUAGUA